CUAGAAAUAUAACCAAGUAUAAUCAAAUACGGAGUAAAAGGAGUAAAGUACAAAAUGCUCCCCUGUUCUGCUUCUUUGUUCUUCGUCACUUUGCCGCCAGAGAAGAGACACCAGACUUAAGCCACUGCCUUCUUCAAUAGCUGCCGUGCCUUGUGUCGCCAUCGCCACCAUCACCGAACCUAGGGUCGGAACCCUAGGUCGGCGGUGGCAAUCCUUGCCGCUGCUAUGUUCCUCUCUCUCGGUUAUCUGAUCUCCCUCUGGAUUUGGGGUUGAAGAAGAUGAUUUUCUUGUGGCUUUUGUCUCCUUUUAUAAUCGUGGAGUUUGGAAUCUUCAAUUUGGAGUAGGAUUCUUGGAAUUUGCGUUGGAUUUGGGGAAGGACUCUGCGCCUCUUCUCUCCUGCGUUUCUCAUUCACGGAAGAUUUCUCUUUUUUUUCUUCUUUUAUUUGCUCUUCUUCCUCUCUUAAUUUAUUUGGUAGAUGGAAUAGCUUUGGGCCAAAUUUGGAUUGGGCCAACUUUUAAGCUCCAAAAAUUCAACUUCAAUAUCUUCUGACUUCUUGGACUCCCAUGUAUUAUCUACAAAUUUCAUGCCAAUGAAAAUAAUAUUCCAAAAUAAUUGUCAAAUAUAAAUAUGCUCAAAAUCAUGCAUUUUAUGUAUAAAAUGUAAACAGUAGCCUAAAAUGCUAAAUAUAACAAAAUAUGUUUAUUUUGCUCUUCCGCAUCCACCCUUCCGGAUGAGAUACCGGAAAUCUGGACAAAGAAAGUCCAAGGGUUGAUUGAAUCAGCCAUGGAGUCUCAGCGUGCCUCUUUUAGGCAAAAGAUAGAGCAGAUGGAAACAAGGCACAACAAACUGAUGAAAAAAUCUGAAGAAAAGUAUUGCUCAAAUCUCAACGAGAUAAGCAAAUCUAUAGACAAAACUCUAGAGAUCUUUUCUCUAUUAAGUAAGUCUGUGAGCAAUACAAUGAUGGCUUAUGCAUCUGACUGCCAUCUUCAAUUCAAAGAAGCUAUUGCAAUCAAGCAGCAGACUUCCACAGUCACAGUCAAUCUUCAGAAGAAGAUGUCUCUCCUCCAAAUGGAUAUCAGAUCAGCCCUGGCAGUGUCAUCAGCAAACCAGGUGGUAACUCAAGACUACCUAAAGGUUCUUGCUGACAAUCAGAAAGAAGCAUUCAGGCUCUUCAGGCACUUUGGCACUUACACUGGGAAACACAAGCUGGAAGUGAUUGUCCAACCCAGAAGUCCAUCUCAAAUUCCAAGAAUUCCGAUUGAAGUCAAACAAGGAGAACUCUCAUACAUUCCAUCACACCUGAACAUGACGGAGCUGAUACUUGAAGCCCAACAGAGCAAUCCGGAGAACUCAAUACAGCAUCUGUCAAACACUGGUUUUGAUGGAUCAGAAGCUGUAGGAACCAUUACCUCCCACUUCACAAAUGAUGCCCAGACAGAGGAAAGAUAUAACAACCUCAAGCGCAUCCAGGAAGAAUGUGGAGUCAUGCAAGGCAUUGGGGAGGCUGCCGGAUCAUCCAAGCGCAAAAAGAAGUGAAGGCUCUUUUCAUCAAACCAGGGGGAAGUAUUGAAAACAUUAUUUUGUUUUGAUGAAAACACCCUUCUUGUUUAAACAUGAGUUUUUGGUUUAAACAUUGCUUCAUACAUCUCUAAGUUAUGCUUGAACAUAUUUAUUCUAAGUAUAAUUUUUGAGACUUAUCAUUGAGCACAUACAUUCAGGGGGAAUGUAAUUCAGGGGGAACAUAACUGUUU
Messenger RNA from Cuscuta campestris, 1752 nucleotides. The record is from the annotation of a GenBank genome assembly. Lineage: Eukaryota; Viridiplantae; Streptophyta; Magnoliopsida; Solanales; Convolvulaceae.